Messenger RNA from Miscanthus lutarioriparius, 405 nucleotides. Lineage: Eukaryota; Viridiplantae; Streptophyta; Magnoliopsida; Poales; Poaceae. The record is from the annotation of a GenBank genome assembly.
AUGAUGCAGAGCCUCUCCACGGGAGUAAUCAUCACGACGGGCGAACUCGAGCGCGGCAUGAAAGCAUGGCCCGAGAGUCCGUACGGCAGCGGCGGGGGCGAGGGCAGCGCGGCCGCCGCGGCGGACGAUGGCGAGGGCAGGGCGCCCGCUGUGACGAGCGACGGCGAGGGCAGGGUGCCCGCAGGGACGAGCCAGGGCGAGGGCAGGGCGGAGGCGGUGGCGGCGCCGUACGAGGGCGAGGGCGAGGGCGAGGGCGAGGGCGAGAGAGCAGAGCGGCGGCGGCAGCCAGGGCCAGGGCGGGGCAAGGGCAACCUCGCGUCGCGUUUGGGCCUUGGGGGUCGCGUCGCGGACUCGCGGCGGCGGUGGGGGCUAACCGCUCGCGUGGGGGUUGGGGUUGUUCAAUGA